CACUUGCCAGCAGUGUCAUCGAGCACUCAGCUUCUUCUUCUGGUGAAGUGGGUUUACUUGAAGAAAGGAAAAAAAUGUCUCCACUUCUUAGAAGCAUCAUUGAUAUCACUGAAAUUUUCAAUCAAUAUGCCUCAUAUGAUUGUGAUGGAGCAGCAUUAAGCAAGAAAGACCUAAAGAACCUCCUUGAAAGGGAAUUUGGAACUGUCCUCCAGAGACCACAUGACCCUGAGACAGUAGAAACGAUCCUGGGACUUCUGGAUCGUGAUACUAAUGGAAUUGUUGAUUUCAAUGAAUUCCUCCUGUUCGUUUUCAAAGUGGCUCAAGCUUGCUAUUAUGCUCUCGGCCAGGCCACAGUGCUAGAUGAGGAGAAGCAAGUCCAGGGUGAGAGAAAGAGGGGCCUGUCACAAGACAGAAGGCAAGAAGACCAAAGGACAUUCGAGAGCCUGGACAGACAAGUGGAUGAAGAAUCUGGUCGCCGACGCUGGCAGAAGAGGCCAGAACUGGAGAAAGCUGAGGAAGAAGACCAAAGAAAGAAACAAGAGAUAUUUGAACAGCCCCGAGAAGAGGAGCAGCGGCUGCAAAGGCGAGAACUACAAGAACUAGAAGAGCUCCGCGCAGAGGAACAGCUGCGCACGUUCAAGGGUCGCGACGCGGAGGAGUUUGCUGAGGAAAAACUCCAAAGGCGAGAGAGGCAGAAUCUGAGAAAAGACCGCGGGGAGGAGGAGCAACAGCCACUUCCGGAACCAGAGCAGUGCGAGAAGGCGCUCCAGAAGGAAAAUGAGCGUCUACAAAGGCAGGAGCGACAGGAGCUCAAGAGGGAGAGCCGAGAAGAGAGGCAGCUGCGGCGGCACAGGGGCGAGGACAGACGCGAGCAGAUGGAGAGGCUCGAGCAGGAGGAGAGACGCGAGCAGCAACUGAGGCGAGAGCAGGAGACUCAAGAACAACAGCUGAGGCGCGAACAGGGGGAAAGGCUUGAGCAGGUGGAAAAGCUCGAGCAAGACAGGCGUGAGCAGCAACUGAGGCGAGAACAAGAGGAGAGACAAGAACAACUGCUAAGGCUUGAGCAGGAGGAGAGGCGCGAGCAGCUGCUAAGGCGCGAGCAGCAACUGAGGCGCGAGCUGGAGAAGCGCGAGGAGAGGCGCGAGCAACAGCUGAGGCGCGAGCUGGAGGAGAAGCGUGAGCAGCAGCUGAGGCGCAAAGAGGAGGAGAGGCGCGAGCAGGAGGAGAGGCGCGAGCAACAGCUGAGGCGCGAAGAGGAGGAGAGGCGCGAGCAACAGCUGAGGCGCGAGCAGGAGGAGAAGCGUGAGCAGCAGCUGAGGCGCAAAGAGGAGGAGAGGCGCGAGCAGGAGGAGAGGCGCGAGCAACAGCUGAGGCGCGAAGAGGAGGAGAGGCGCGAGCAACAGCUGAGGCGCGAGCAGGAGGAGAAGCGUGAGCAGCAGCUGAGGCGCAAAGAGGAGGAGAGGCGCGAGCAACAGCUGAGGCGCCAAGAGGAGGAGAGGCGCGAGCAACAGCUGAGGCGCGAGCAGGAGGAGAAGCGUGAGCAGCAGCUGAGGCGCAAAGCGGAGGAGAGGCGCGAGCAACAGCUGAGGCGCGAAGAGGAGGAGAGGCGCGAGCAACAGCUGAGGCGCGAGCAGGAGGAGAGGCGCGAGCAGCAGCUGAGGCGUGAGCUGGAGGAGAAGCGCGAGGAGAGGCGCGAGCAGCAGCUGAGGCGCGAGCUGGAGGAGAAGCGCGAGCAGCAGCUGAGGCGUGAGCUGGAGGAGAAGCGCGAGGAGAGGCGCGAGCAGCAGCUGAGGCGCGAGCAGGAGGAGAAGCGUGAGCAGCAGCUGAGGCGCGAGCAGGAGGAGAAGCGCGAGGAGAGGCGCGAGGAGCAGCUGAGGCGCGAGUUGGAGGAGAAGCUCGAGGAGAGGCGCGAGGAGCAGCUGAGGCGCGAGUUGGAGGAGAAGCGCGAGGAGAGGCGCGAGGAGCAGCUGAGGCGCGAGUUGGAGGAGAAGCUCGAGGAGAGGCGCGAGCAGCAGCUGAGGCGCGAGCUGGAGGAGAGGCGCGAGCAGGUGGAGAUGCUGGAGCAGGAGAGGCGCGAGGAGGAGAGAAAAGAACAGCUGCUGCGGCGCGAGCACCAACUGAUGGCUGAAAAGGAUGAACCGGCACAAACUCAGGAAGGAUAUGACAGCCAUACCCAGAAGUGGCACUGGCUAGAAAGCGAAGCUGCCGCACGUCAGACCAAGGUUUACUCCAGGCCUUGCAGACAGGAACAGAGGCGCCGCCAGGAGCGGGAGCUGCAACUUGGAGAGCAGGAAGAACAGCUCCUAGACUUGACCUGGCAAAGGCAAGCCGAGCGAGAGGGCGAAAGGCGCCGUCAGAGGCGCGAGAGGCAGCAGGAGCAGGAGCUGCUGUUCAGAGAGGUGGAAGACCAGCGCCCAGAGAACAGUCAGGAGCGGCUGCGCCGCCACUGGAACAGGGGAUGGCAAAUUGAGGAAGAGAGCCAGAGACGCCACCAGAAACUGUACACCAGGCCAGGUCAGCGAGAGCAGCUGCGAGAGGAGGAGCAGCUGGAGAGAGAAAGUAGGCGCCAGGAGCGCGACAGAAGAUUCCAUGAGGAGAAGCAGCUACAUCAGGAAAGGGAGGAAGAGCAGCUGCGGCUAGAAAGAGAGGAACAGCAGCUGCGGCGCCGCCAGGAGCGGGAGAGGAAAUUCCGUGAGGAAGAGCAGCUGCGUCAGGAAAGGGAAGAAGAGCAGCUGCGCCGCCAGGAGCGUGACAGGAAAUUCCGUGAAGAACAGGAGCUGCGUCUGGAAAGCGAGGAAGAGCAGCUGCGCCGCCGGGAGCGUGACAGGAAAUUCCGUGAAGAACAGGAGCUGCGUCUGGAAAGCGAGGAAGAGCAGCUGCGCCGCCGGGAGCGCGACAGAAGAUUCCGUGAGGAGGAGCAACUGCGACAGGAAAGGGAAGAAGAGCAGCUGCGCCGCCGGGAGCGCGACAGAAAAUUCCGUGAAGAACAGGAGCUGCGUCUGGAAAGGGAGGAAGAGAAGCUGCGUCAGGAAAGGGAGGAAGAGCAGCUGCGCCACCAGGAGCGCGACAGAAGAUUCCGUGAGGAAAAGGAGCUGCGUCUGGAAAGGGAGGAAGAGCAGCUGCGCCGCCAGCAGCGCGAUAGAAGAUUCCGUGAAGAACAGGAGCUGCAUCUGGAAAGGGAGGAAGAGAAGCUGCGUCAGGAAAGGGAGGAAGAGAAGCUGCGUCAGGAAAGAGAGGAAGAGCAGCUGCGCCGCCUAGAGCGCGACAGAAGAUUCCGUGAGGAACAGGAGCUGCAUCUGGAAAGGGAGGAAGAGAAGCUGCGUCAGGAAAGGGAGGAAGAGAAGCUGCGCCGCCGCCAGGAGCGCGACAGAAGAUUCCGUGAGGAGGAGCAGCUGCGUCAGGAAAGGGAGGAAGAGCAGCUGCGCCGCCGGGAGCGCGACAGAAUAUUCCGUGAGGGGGAGCAGCUGCGUGAGGAAAGGGAGGAAGAGCAGCUGCGCCGCCGGGAGCGCGACAGCAGAUUCCGUGAGGAAGAGCAGCUGCGUGAGGAAAGGGAGGAAGAGCAGCUGCGCCGCCGGGAGCGCGACAGAAUAUUCCGUGAGGAGGAGCAGCUGCGUGAGGAAAGGGAGGAAGAGCAGCUGCGCCGCCGGGAGCGCGACAGAAUAUUCCGUGAGGAGGAGCAGCUGCGCCGCCAGGAGCGUGACAGAAGAUUCCGUGAGGGAAAGGAGCUGCGUCUGGAAAGGGAGGAAGAGCAGCUGCGCCGCAGGGAGCGCGACAGGAAAUUCCGUGAAGAACAAGAGCUGCGUCAGGAAAGGGAGGAAGAGCAGCUGCGCCGCCAGGAGCGUGACAGAAGAUUCCGUGAGGAAAAGGAGCUGCGUCUGGAAAGGGAGGAAGAGCAGCUGCGCCGCCGCCAGGAGCGCGACAGGAAAUUCCGUGAAGAACAAGAGCUGCGUCAGGAAAGGGAGGAAGAGAAGCUGCGUCUGGAAAGGGAGGAAGAGCACCUGCGCCGCCAGGAACAGGACAGGAAAUUCCGUGAGGGAAAGGAACUGCGUCUGGAAAGAGAGGAAGAGCACCUGCGCCGCCAGGAACAGGACAGGAAAUUCCGUGAGGGAAAGGAGCUGCGUCUGGAAAGAGAGGAAGAGCAGCUGCGCCGCCAGGAGCGGGACAGGAAAUUCCGUGUGGAACCGGAGCUCCGUUGGGCCAGGGAGGAGCAGCUGCGCCGCCGUUGGGAAAGAGAGCAACAGCUUCGCCAGGAACGCGACCGAAGAUUCCGUGAGGAACAGCUCCGCCAGGAGAGGAAAGAGGAGCAGCUGCGCCGCGAGGAGCGCGACAGGAAAUUUCGGGAGGAGGAACAACUGCGCCGCCAGGAGCAGGACAGAAGAUUCCGUGAAGAAAAAGAUCUGUGUCUGGAAGGAGAGGAAGAACAGCUGCGCCGCCAGGAGCGCAACAGAAGAUUCCUUGAGGAGGAGCAGCUGCGUCAGGAAAGAGAGGAAGAGCAGCUGCGCCGCCAGGAAAGACACAGUCUCUACCAAUCUGAAGAGCCCUUUGUCAGGGAGAAGAAUAAUCUGGAGCAAGAACUGAAGGAAGAAGAACAGAGACGUCGCCUGGAGCGUGAAAGGAAAUUCCAAGAAGAGCAAGUUGGACGCCAAGAGGAGGUGCAAAGCGAUAGCAAAGUCUGGGAGAAACAAGCCCGAGAAGAAAAGAGUGAUCUGAAGUAUGGCAAACGAGAGUUUGCCCAUGCUCCAGUGGUGCGCUCCAGUCCUCUCUAUGAGUACAUCCAAGAGCAGAGAUCUCAGUUCCGCCCGUAAGAGCUGCUACCACAUGAUAAUCCAGGCCAUAGCUUCAAAGGAAAGAAAGUGAGAAGCACUGCUUCUGGUUGUGGGAAAAUUCUCUAAAGUUGAAAUAUGUUUUUUCUUCCAAAAUCUUAAGCUACAGUUGUUUCAUUACUCCUGUCUUUUAUUCUUCCUCUAGUAGUUCUUUACUGCAAGAUGUCUUUGCUCUUUGGUGAAGAGUUGGUGUGCAUUUUUAAAAACAAAAGUCAUUUAAUUUGAGGAACAAACUGAUGUACCAAGAAUAGUACAAUUUGAGGCUCAAGGCAACUAAAUCUAAAUUUUCAUAAUGGUUGAUCAUCUUGUGGAGAUUUACAUGUUUUUAAAGUGAAAGUUGUUUUUUUCCCCUUUGGGCCUAAAUUUUAUUAAGCUUUACCACCAAAAUGCUUUUUUGGAGGUAUCUGUGUGUGUGUGUGUCAUGACUGUACAGAUUCCACUAGGUGAAUGAAUUUUUGCAGUACUUAGUGCAGGAGGAAUGAUUUCUGCAGAAAAAUUCUUUGUGAACUCAGCCCUUAACUGGAAUAAAUAUUUGCUAAGAAUAAGAUUUAACUUAAAGAUUUAGAAUUUGGGAUUUUUUUUAACAUUGAACUGCACAUAAACACUUAAUAUCUCAUGAAGCAAAAGCAAAGUGCUUCUCAACCUCAGAGCUCAAAUAAAGUGUCUACUGUAGUUUGUAGUGCUCAGUUCUAGUCCUCCAAGUUUUGAUGGGUUUGAGAAUAUUACCAUUUUUGUUAAUUUUAAUUUAGAGGGAACCUAAUCAAAUCCUAUAAACAUCUGUCUUGAUAUAGAGCCAAUAAGUUGUCCCAGAAGUCGUAUGUAAGGAAAAGAAAGGGGGAAAGUAUAUGUGAACAGAGGUGCAAAUUUGUAAAGGUCCUUGACAAGACUUACCACUCCAGUUUCUUUGAUACCUGUUACUACCUUGGAGAACUUCUUGCUGAAAUAAUUAUACUGUAUGAAAAAUUAAUAAAUGUUUGGCAAAUAA
Molecule: messenger RNA, 5808 nt
Organism: Cavia porcellus (domestic guinea pig)
Lineage: Eukaryota; Metazoa; Chordata; Mammalia; Rodentia; Caviidae
Gene: Tchh
Product: trichohyalin
Exons: 3
Coding region: 75-4805 (1576 amino acids)
Biological process (GO): intermediate filament organization
Molecular function (GO): transition metal ion binding; calcium ion binding
Source: RefSeq, a predicted model, not a curated record